Molecule: messenger RNA, 2772 nt
Organism: Girardinichthys multiradiatus
Lineage: Eukaryota; Metazoa; Chordata; Actinopteri; Cyprinodontiformes; Goodeidae
Product: melanocyte protein PMEL-like
Exons: 12
Coding region: 96-2384 (762 amino acids)
Biological process (GO): melanosome organization
Cellular component (GO): melanosome
Source: RefSeq, a predicted model, not a curated record
UGUUACUGGAUCCUGUUUGGGAGUUGUGCUGGGAUUCAGAACAAAGGGUUGAGAAUCUGGGCUCAGAGAGAAGACCAAAAACUACCAAAGCAAGGAUGAGGACUAUGAUCCUACUUCUUUUGGGUUUUACGUCGGCCAUGGCAACUAGGCAAAGGAGUCAGUUCACACGUUACCGAUCAUGGGAUUCUCAGAUGUACCCGGUGUGGCAAGAUGGAGACCCAAAGUUCAAAAACUGUUGGUCUGGUGGUGAAGUGACCUUUGACCUUAAGAAUGAUGCACCCACUCUGACAGGAGCAAAAGCAACCUUCACCAUCAACCUUAAUUUCCCACCAAACCAGACAGCGCUGCCUGAUGGACAGGUGGUGUGGGCACGCAACUGCACCGUCAAUGGGAGUGAGUAUCAGGAGGGUCAGGCUGUGUAUCCAGACAGAGGCAGUGAGUGGACCGGAGUUUUCCCUGACGGCACGCCUUUCAACAGGAGUCAGAACAGGAAACCCCACUAUGUGUUCGUGUGGAAGACAUGGGGGCGUUACUGGCAGGUGGCAGAUGGGCCAUCCUCCUCCCUCACCAUUGGAACAGACAGCGUCCCUCUGGGUUCCUACAACAUGGAGCUGGUGAUCUAUCACUGUCGUGGAAGAGACAGGUUCAUCCCCCUUGGCUACGCGUCUUCAGUCUUCACCAUCACAGACCAGGUUCCAUUCAGUCUAUCCCUUUCUCAAGUCAAUGAUGUCAAUCAAAAUGACCAGAACUUCAUCCAGAACCAAGCCAUUGCCUUCUCUGUGGCAAUCCAUGAUCCCAGCCAGUACCUGAACAGUGCUGACAUCAGCUUCAACUGGGACUUUGGGGACAACAGUGGGACGCUCAUCUCCAGAGAACGCACCGUCACACACACAUACCUCUCAGUAGGAGCCUUCAAACCUCAGGUGAUCCUGAUGGCAAGCAUUCCCAGCUCCUGUGGAAGCCCCACAGCUGCCUCACCAAUCGAUGCCUCUGUUGCUCCAGCUGUAGUUGUUGUGGCCUCCACCCCUGCAGCAGCACUCCCUUCUCCAGCCGAAGGUGAGGGUGCAACAACUUUGGAUGUUCUUGCAUCAGACGCCACUCCUCUCGCUACCUCCAACAAUGAAGAACCAGCUGCUGAUACUGAUGUGGAAGCUGCCUCGGUGGCUCCAGCAGGAGUAGAUGCAGCUGUUGUUUCAGCAGAGCAGGAUCUUGCUGACACAGCUGCAGAAGGAGAUGUUGCUGAAGUGGAGACAGAGGUUGCAGCAGGAGAGGUGGCCACUGUUCCCCCUGCAGCUGAGGAACCAGUAGAAGUGGAAGCAGCUGCGGAAGAUGGCACAGCUGUGGAGACUGCCCCUAUCAUUGAUGCUGCUGCUUCAGCUGCCCCUGCUGCAGAAGGAGAAGAAGUAGCAGAUGGGGUUGCUGAUGCUCCCACUGUUGCACCUGUGGUGGUGGAUCCAUCUGUACAGGAGGAAGCCAAUGAGGCUGCUGAAACUGCUUCUGUUGCCCCUGUGGUCGUUCAAGACGAUACUGAAAUCCCUGCUGCUGCUGAUAAUGUUGUUGCUGCUGCUGCCACUGAAGCUACAGCAGCCGAAGAAGCAGCAGUUGACCCUGAGGCUGAAGUGCUGGAAACUGAAAACACAUCUGCAGCAACUGCAGCUGCUGCAGAAGCAACUGAGGCAGAAGCUGUUCCAGACGAGGGUGAAGUUCAAGGUGAAGAAGAGGCAGAAGCAGCACAGGUUGCACUCGUGAUAGCCAAAAGACAGGCCCCAGAGCUGACAGCCGACUGCACAAUCAACCGCUAUGGCUCCCUCGCUACAUCAGUAGAUGUUGUUCAGGGAAUUGAGAGUGUAGAGAUUGUUCAGAUGUCCAAUGUUGUAUCAAUGGCAACCGAGUUGGAUCAGAAUGCAGUGGAUGUCACCAUUUCCUGUCAGGGAAGCCUGCCGAGCGAAGUGUGCACAGUCAUUUCUGAUGCCGACUGUAUAACACCGGUUCAGACCAUCUGCAGCGCAGCCUUGCCCUCUCCAGACUGUCAGAUGAUCCUGCGCCAGUUCUUCAAUGACACAGGCAUGUUCUGCCUCAAUGUCUCCUUGACCAACGAUGUCAGCCUGGCUGUGGCAAGUGCUAGAGUCAAUGUAGCAGUAGCGUCUGGUGGUUCCCCAGCUGGAACAGCUGCCACUGUGCUGGGAGUUAUGGUUCUCGCCUGUGUUGUUUGUUGUAUUGGUUUGAUGUACAGACGGUUCAAGCAGUACCAGCCGCUGAGAGAGGACCAUGGUGCCGAUAACGGAGGCAGCUUUGUGACGUCCAUGCCAUUGCUGCUGUGGAACCUGCUGAGUCGACAGUCACCGGGAGAAAGCCGUCCACUGCUCCAAGGAAGAAUUGUCUAAAAACCGUCACCAGUUUAUGUACCCAACAUGUACGUUCCCUUCUUACAAAGACGCCUUAUAUAUGUAAAACCAGUCAGUCCAUGAUCAUCAUCUUCAAAAACCAGAAACACUUAAGGUUUUUGGGAACCAUCCUCAUGAGUAACAUGUAAAAAUCAGGAGUCUUUUCUGUAAUAUGGAAAGUUAUUUAUUUUGUCCUGGAAUAUCUUAAUAAAUGUCACUGGUAGUUAAUACAAGAAGUCUAAUAUGUGGCCUACUUAUUUUAACCUAAUAUCAAAUAAAUUUGUAUUCAUUUUACUUCUUAACAGUGUAAUAAAAACAAAGUUUAUUACAUUAAGUAUUAUCUGUGCAGCCCUAAAACGAAUAAAAAGUCAACUUUAUCACCAUUAAA